Messenger RNA from Ectocarpus sp. CCAP 1310/34, 1195 nucleotides. The record is from the annotation of a GenBank genome assembly. Lineage: Eukaryota; Phaeophyceae; Ectocarpales; Ectocarpaceae.
AUGGUGAAGGAGUUGUGUGAUAAGUACGGCGCCGACUAUCAGUUGUUGGAGAAGCAGAACGCCGAAAGGCGUUGCGCACCAGGGGCCGGCUCGACAUCAUUCGGGGGGGCCCACGCCAGCGAAGAACGCGCGCGUGCCAAAGUUCUUCAACGCGAGCUCUCAACGGCGGGUAGCCAGCGGGCAAGCGAGGGGGGAGGGGCUGCAAGGAAGUUGCCCCCGCUCGGCGCGGACAUCCAAAAGAAGCUCAGCGCGCAAAAUGAGGUUGAUCUGGCCUACAUCACAGGAGCGACGACGGAGCAGGUGGACCUCGUCCCCACCAAGGGAUUUACUCAAGAACAACUUCCUUUGGAGACCGCGGUCUGUAUCCUCGAGCAGGCGGUCGGUAACAGGCUGCGAGCCCCAUGGGGAAACCUAUCGCUGCAGGAUUUCAGCGUUGUUAAGGGAGCCGGCUUCGAAAUCAGUGGUUUUGACGCGUAUAUGGUGAAGGAGUUGUGUGAUAAGUACGGCGCCGACUAUCAGCUGUUCAUGGCGUGUGAUCGCGUCUCCGUGUACACCGACGGGUGGACAGUAGGGGAUACUGGGUGUCCAACGGAGGAGGAGUUAGACGGGCUAUCUGAGAAGCUGGCCACCCUGCUUGUGUACGGCACCGUGAAACCCAACAAUGGCACCUCACCGGAGCAUCCAAGCAGCGCCAGCAGCAGCGGCAGCAGUGACGUGUUUGACUUGUCGGGCGAUGGACAAGCCGGCGGAGGUGGGAAGCGUGCCCCGAAGAGCAGCAGGAAGACACGGAACACGACCAACCGUGCGAGCGAGGAUGGCCUUCUGCAGAUGAUGAGGGAGGCGUCGCAGAAGCAGGAUAAUGCUUUUGAGCUCCAGUUGCAGCGGGAAGAGUUCAAGAACCGUAGGCGUUCGGACGAGAAGAAGGAGGCUGCGCAAGUGCGCAAGGAGGACAGGGACUUUGCCGAGCAGCAGCGUAAGGAGGAGAGGGAGAGGGAGAGGGAACUCCGCCAAGAGCAGUGGGACCGGGAGAGGAAGGCGCGGAAGGACGAGCGGGACGACGAGAGGCGGGAGCGGCAGGACCUACAGGACUUCGAACUAAAGAAGUUGAAGAUGCAGCUGGAGCUAGCGCAGUACCAGGCACAGCUAGAGAAGCACCAGGCAGACUCUUAAGGUCCGGAGACGGUUGCUGUGGGGU